Micropterus dolomieu (smallmouth bass) is the source of this 4688-nucleotide messenger RNA. It is a transcript of the gene mmrn2a, whose product is annotated as multimerin 2a. The transcript is spliced from 11 exons. Gene Ontology annotation, molecular function: protein binding. Lineage: Eukaryota; Metazoa; Chordata; Actinopteri; Centrarchiformes; Centrarchidae. The coding region runs from base 8 to 3094 and encodes 1028 amino acids. The record is from RefSeq and is a predicted model, not a curated record.
AGCAGACAUGGCAGCCGUGGGAGAACUGGUGCUGGUACUGGGCUUACUGGUGAGCGCUCGCUGUGAGGUGAGAGCACGAGACCCCGAGGUGGAGGAGGAGGAGGAGGAGCUGGGAGGAAGAGCAGCAGCACGUGGAGGAGGAGGGGCAGCGUUCCCCCCUCACCUCGAGAGGUUCCACCCCGGGCCGACAGAGACCCCCCCACUGCGAGAGAGAGGGAGCUACCCAGCCCGAUCCGGGAACUGGUGUGCGUUCGUGCAGAACCGCGUGGUUACCGUGGCCAUGGAGUGCGGAACAGAGAAGUACACCAUCAAGUCUCGGAGUCCGUGUCCGAGCGGGACGCCCGACUGUGAAUUGGUCAUGUACAAGCUGGCCACCCGGCCGGUGUACAGGCAGAAGCAGAAGACCUUCACCGCCCUGCUGUGGCGCUGCUGUCCGGGACACGGAGGAAACAACUGUGAGGACACAGUCCCUGACGCGCAGCUGGAUUCUGGAAGCUCGGCUCUGGGUGGACGAUCUGAAACGGCGAGAACAGACGUCCAGCAGCUGCAGCGUGGCGACCCGAACCGCGAACAGAACGACCACCAGGAGUCCACCAGCGCGCUGUAUGACUCAAACAACCAGCGCAACUCCAGCCACCCCGCCCUGGACCCAGGCCACGUCCAUAACCCCCAUCACACGCCACAUCACGCUGCCGACACGCACCACCACCACCAGCAGGAGGAACACCACCUUCCUGCUGUAGAUGGGGUGGACGCCGCUGCCGCCUUCCCGUACCCGCAAGCCCCCGCUGCCCUCCCCGUUCCCCACAUGAUGGCCCUGGUCAUGUCCCAGCUGCAGCCGGUCCUGGAGGGUUUCAACCGCUCACUGGAGCACCUGAGCCGGCAGGUAGGGGACCUGGCCCGUGACGUGGCCCAGCUGAAGAGCAGCCAGCUGGGUGCGGAGGCGGAGCUGCAGGCAGGGCCCGCGGACGGCCCCGACGAGCUUGACGAGGCAACGGAGGAGCGCUUGGAUACCAAACUGCAUGAGGUGUCUGAGCAGGUCAGGGAGGUCCGGAGGCAGAUGGAGAACCAGCGGGCAGACAUGGAGUACAGGCUGCACUCCCAGCAUGCAAUGCUGCACUACAACCUCACCAGCUUUAAGACGGACAUCGACAUGAAGCUGAAACGCCACAACAAGAUGCUGCAGGUCAGCCUGCAGGCCAUGAACGCCACGCUGGCUGAGCUGAAGCUGGAACAGGAUCAGACCCCUGAGGAUCAGCUGGAGCACCACCUCCCUCCUCCCACUCAGUCUCCCCCCCGCCCGCCGCCGCCGCAGCAGCCCUCAGACACCUCGGCGCUCUGGGAGGCCAUCGAACGCCUGGACAACAUGGUGGUCAACAACACAGUGAAGGUCGGCGGGCUGAUGGAGGACGUGGAGGUGACCUCGGGGAAUGUCCAGCAGCUGAAGCGGAACUAUAAGGAGCUCGAGAAGCAGAUCAAUAGCACGGCCCGGACCAGUCAGGUCCAGUUCAUGGAAACAGGGCUGGAGGUGGAGGCGGCGAGGGAGGUGGUGCUGAGGCAGGUGGGCGAGCUGGCGGGGAACCUGAGUCAGCAGGACCAACGGCUGCAGGACAUGGAAGACGACAUGGACAAUCUGUACAUCGCCCUCAACAAGCACUCCGGGGACUGCGACUGCAAGGGGCUGAUGGCCGCCGUGGCGCGACUGGAGAGGGGCGUGGCCAAUGUGACGGAGCUGACCAACGAGAACCGAUUAGCCCUGGAGAACAGCGAGGGAGGGGCGGGGCAGUGGGCCGGGGCCAGCGACUGGGAGCCGGCAGUGGAGACGCUCCAAUAUGGCCUCCAGCAGGUGAAGGAGUCUCUGAACACGGAGCAGACCAGGACCGGGGCUCUGAACCGCAGCCUGUCCCAGCUGAGCAGCUCGGUGGCGGUGGGUCUGGCCGAGGUCUCCGGGCUGAAGGAGACCGACAGGCGGCUGUUGGCGGAGAUGCAGCACCUGUCCGGCUCCUUUAACUCUCUGCUGAAAGACGCCAUCCGACACAGCGACGUGCUGGAGCUGCUGCUCGGGGAGGAGGUGCUGGAGUUCCUGGAGUGGCCCGUCCAGGACCAGGAGGCCCACUCCAUCCCGGCCCUGAAGGAGCAGCUGAGGCACCUGCAGGAGCAGCUGAGAGGACACAACCUGAGCAUCACGUCCCUGCUGGGCAACAGGCCAGGAGCCAGAGAGGAGGUUCCAUCUGCUGACCAGCCCUCCUCCCACCUCCUCACUGACGACUGGCUCCCGACUGGCAGCAUGAGGAGGAGCAGCAGCGGAGUAGCAUCCAGGGAGCGUCAGGUCCUCCUCCAGCCCGAGGGGAGGCGUCCGGAGCACGGAGGAGACGGCAGCGAUCUGUGGAACCUGGAGAGAGCCGUGGAGGAGCUGGAGCUGAAGGUGCUCCGGCUGGAGGAGAAACUCAGCAACACUUCUGCAGAGAGAGAGGCGGCGGCCGGCGGCGUGGAGGCCAAACUGCAGGCGGAGGUGAUGUGGCUGAAGAGAGGGCUGGAGGAACAUCUGAGGGUGUUCAAGAACGUCUUCAGUAAUGCUGAAGUGCUGGCGGGAUCUGACGCCACGCUGGAGCUCGAUAAACUGUGGCAGCUGGUGAAGGACAAAGACGGGAAGAAAGAGAAGAAGAAGCGAGGAGGAGGAAACCAUCGAAGCAGGAGGGAGUCAUCAGGUGUUGCUCCUGUCCCGUCCAGCCUAUCAGAGGCCGGAUCCCCCCUGAGCGUCUCGACCGGCGUCAUCGUGUUAGAAGCAUCUCUGAACCGGGGUCAGUUUUUCUCCGACGCCGGCACCUUCACGGCUCCCGUGAGCGGGAUCUACCUGUUCGUCCUCACCUUGGACCUGAGGCCGGGCCCCGCCCACGUGGUCCUGAGGAGGGGGUCUGGCGGGGGUCUGGCGUCUGUACACCGACAGGAGGUGGUGGAGCCGGGGCCGGUCACCGGCGUGGGCCUCCUGCAGCUGAGCGAGGGGGAGGAGGUGCGGCUGGAACUGAAGGGAGGUGCGUGGGCGGAGUCAAAGGACAAUGUGUUCACCGUGCUGCUGCUCCACCGGACCACCUGAGGGCGCUGUGGACCAAUCAGCUGACAGCUGGAGGAAAGACGCUGAUCAGAGACUCUGGGAGGGGCGGAGUCAAAAUUUGUUUUAAAAAUGAGAAUUUAACAUUCGCUGGAUUCCAGCCGGUGGAGGCGUUAAUCCAAAGCCCCUUACAGUAUCACCGAGGUUUACUUGUGUUGCGUCCGGAGGGAUUCAAACCCUCAAACCACCAGUCAGUUCUGAUAAAUCUGUGAACUGCAGGUCAGAGUCUGAGCUCCACAAACGUCUCAGGCUGGACCUCCAACUCGACAACAAGAAGAGGUCAAAAACACGCAAACCGAGAUGAAACUGACCUUCAAGUGAAGACCCAAAUUAAAGCAGGAGUUUCAGUGUCUUUGUGUUCAAACACAGCGCUGGAGCGAGGAAGUUAGUAGCCUAGCUUAGCAUAAAGACUAGAAGCAGGUGGAAACAGCUAGCCUGGUUCCGUGCAAACUACUAAAACACACCGACAAACCGUUGUUCGAACUGUAAGCUAACGCAAGCUAACGUUUGUGGUUUUAGUGGGAGUUACUUUGAUGCCCUGAAUAUUAAGCAGCAUUUCCGUCAUUGUCAUGUUGUUUCAACCAACAUGAGGCACAUCUAAAAAGUGCAGAGGGGUGUCACCUCAGCCCCUGGGAACUGCACUAGUUUCUCUAAAAACACAUUUCCUUCUUUCUUCUCUCCCAUGGUUUCCUUGCGUCUCUCCAUGCAUCCCCAGAGGACAAGACUAAGACACGAGGAAAAGACGCAAGUGUGUGCAGUGUCUCUUCAGCGCAGGUUGAGCUGGUUUGGUUUUCAGUCACUGCACCAACAAGAAAACACUUCCAGCAUGUAACUUCCCCUGAAACCACAAACUGAGGUUUAAUCUGUACACUAACAGCAAAGCAGAGCAACACGUUAGUGAUCUUGGUUGGUGGAUGUUUUGCCACGGGGCAGAGCCAGGUUAGCGGUUUCCAGCCUUUAUGCUAAGCUAGGCUAACCACGUCCUGACUCCUGCUCCAAAAACCCAAAGCAAUGACGUUAUUUAGUGAAUCUCCAAUCUGCUAACUUACAAAAAGAACAGUUACCACGAUUAGUCACCAGUGCUCCUCAGUAAACCGCACAGACCGCUGCCCAGAGAAGUGGACCCACAAUGCCUCGCUCUACUUGCAACACAACAAGCUUUCAGCCAUCAAGAGUAUUUGAUUGAUCCGGUUACUCAGCUCUGACAGGAUGUGCCGUCGACCCUGCUGUGUCACUUUAACCGUCUUUAUCUUCAGAAGAAAACCUGACCACAGAGGUUUUCUGUGUGAGGAGGGGAAAAGGACGAAGUAGAAAGGUUCAAGUCUUUACGUCCUCUGUCUUUGAAGGGAUUCUUUUUACUUUGCAUACUGAAAAUAUUUUGUAAAGUCGCCUGUAUCUGUAAUGUUUGUAAAGUACCAGUAUCGUUACGUAAACACACACAGAGCAGAAUAUAUUUAUCUAACAGCUGAGCCGCAUGUUGGAGCAGAAGGUGAAUGUGUUUAUCUAAAGAGUCACCAGGCUGUAACUUAAUAAAACAGUUUGUAUGAUGUUACAACGCUGCAAACACACACAAGAUUUA